Messenger RNA from Colletotrichum destructivum, 2232 nucleotides. RefSeq lists its product as uncharacterized. NCBI's taxonomy places the organism in Eukaryota, Fungi, Ascomycota, Sordariomycetes, Glomerellales, Glomerellaceae. Bases 887 to 1978 code for a protein of 363 amino acids. The transcript has 2 exons. The record is from RefSeq and is a predicted model, not a curated record.
UUCCCCCGAUCGACAAGUGUCCACUGUGUGCCCGUGUUCUCGCCUCCCCCCGCCAGGGUCCUCUUGAUUCCAAAGUGGGAAACUCCAUCGAACCAGCAAUGAUGUUCUCGGAGCGUGUGGCCCACCGAGCCUAUCCACAUGUCUCUCAUUUUAAGGCAAACCAUACCUGGCGUGGGAAGGAGGUAGGAGACAUGCCCGAUUUGGCAGUGGGGUGUGGUGCGAAUGAUUGAUUCCUCAUCACUGCACGAUGCCUUACCCGCACCGCUAGGUCCAAGUUGGUGUGGUGCCGAUUAGGUGUCAUGGGCUGAGACUGGUUUCGUUUGUGGGCGCUCGGGCGAUGGGACGAACAGGAUGGCGGCGGUCCCUUCGUCCCUGCGUUUCCCCCCGGUCAUGAUUGCAACGUCUUUUUCCCGGUUGUUUGGUGAUCCUUUCGGUGCGGCACACACACCGCUGGUCUUGGACUUCCAUGGCUGAUGAAGCUAGACGUGGCUUGGCUUAUGGAAUCAGUCUACCUCUGUCCGGCUCCCCACAGACUUUGAUUCCACGUCAACAGUGUGUCCACAGAUUUGCGCACCCUACUGUCCAUGACAGCUAUAAUACCCAUCUCCCUUUUGUUUGCUUUCAAGCUCCUGCCUGAUCUCUUCUUUACAUAUCACUUCUCACGCACUUUUUUUUAAAUAAAAAAAAAGAAAAGGCCAGCAUCUCAGCUGACACGGACCGCGCGCGACUAACACCAUUCCCAGCUGAGUCCGCCGCACCUAACCUCACAACCGCGGAAAAGGCCAAGCUCCGGCGCCAGCAAGUCCGCAGGGCGCAGAUCCAGCACCGCACGCGCAAGGCGAACUACAUCAAGCAGCUCGAGCUUGACGUUUGCCGCUUCAGAGACAUGAUCGCCGUCGCCGAAAAGGAGGUCUUCGCUUUCCGCGCCGAGAACAAAGGCAUGCGCGACGCACUGUCGGCCAGGGGUCUCAGAGUGCCUGGUGAGUUGAAGGGCAAGGAGGUCGUGGUCCACGAAGUCCCAAUUCCGGAGCCUGUGGUUGAGCAGAGAGUGGACACGAUGCAGCCGAGAGUGCUGCAGCAGCAGCAGAAACAGCAGCAAGACCGUUCUCAGGCUCCGGACCAGAAUCAAGCUUCGCGGCACGUGGUGACACAGCCCGCUCUACAGCAACAGCUCCCGAUCGCGCACCCAGAACCGCAGGUAACCCCUCAACCUCAGCCUACCGACGACUACAACUAUGACUACGACUACGAUCCCUACCCGCCGGUCGACCUUUUCGCAGACAUCGACAUGGGGGAGGUUACCGUCACCAUGCGCAAGGACGACGCCCUCGGCACCCCAUGCUUCCAGAUCGCCUCGUCGUCGCCGGCCGUUGUGCAUUCGUCGACGCCGGACCAUCUCACUCCGGAACAGGAGAUAACCGCCAUAAAUCUUAUUCUUGCAAUGGAACACAUUUGCUGGAAUCACUUCCACCCCCGCCAGUUCCCCGCCCAUGCCGACCCUUGCAGCGCCGGCUCGGGCCACACCAUGAUGGCCUCCACCAUGUGCAUGUCGAGCGCACCCGCCCGCGUCUACCGCACCAUCCGCCGGCGCGAGGCAGAGACAACGGCGCACACAUGGCGCGCCGACACGGGCGCCGGCUCGGCGCUGUCGCUCAAGUCGUUGCUGGCGCUCGCCAAGACGCUGAACCCUGGCGACAUCGAGCUGACGCCCGUGCAGGCGUGGUUCGAGCUCGCGGCGCGGUACGGCGCGGCGGCGCUGAUGCGCGGGGACGUCAUCGAUACGCUCAAGCGCGAGUUCUGCGGCGUCGUCGACUGCAUUCACUUUGGCGCCAUCAUCGAGCGCGAUGCGUUCGAGAGCGUCGUGGCGAGGGUCAUGGAGCAGGUCGGCGUGCAGGAGCUUGAGUGGGCGAUGGAUGUUGAUGAUAACGGGGAGGUCUGUGGCGGGAUAGUUUCUGGCGCGCAGGGGAUCACCGCUUGAGUUUUGUCUGGCUGGAAGUGUCGAUGAUCUGGAAGUUGGAGGAGGGGGCAGAAGAGUUUGUAUGGACGCAUAGUAGGGAUGCCUUUCAUGGGGGCAAAUGGGUGUAGUUUCCGACGAAGCCGAGGACACAGCAUGAAUCACGAUGACACGAUUGACGCGGGACGGAGAACCAUGGGCAUAACUAGACGGAGGAUAUAGGUCGGAUCGAUUCGUAUCAUAUUAAAUCAACCUAUACAUACAAGAGGGCAUCACGC